AUGGAGAGAUUCUUUAAACGAACAUCAAAUGAGUUAUCAUCACCCCUCAUAGAGAGUGAAAGAUCAAAACAGAGUCGGGUAGAAAUUGAUUUGGUUAAUCUUCCUUCUGAUCCUGGAGAAAGAACUAAAAUUUCAGAUUAUCAUCCCAAUCUUAGGGAUCAAAUUAGAAGAGAGUAUCUGCUAAGAGGUCCUUGUCAGCCUAGAAAUCAUCAAUUUGUCCAAACACAGUGUGGAGAAGGGAAACGAAGGUUUGUCUCUGAUUGGUUUAAUGACUUCCCUAAUUGGUUAGAAUAUAGCGUAGCCAAAGAGGCUGCAUUUUGUUUGUGCUACUAUCUGUUCAAAUCAAAUGCUGGUGAGCAAGGAGGAGGUGAUUGUUUUACUUGUAUUGGUUUUCGAAAUUGGAAGAAAAAAGAAAGAUUGCAUGAUCAUGUAGGGAAGCAGAAUAGUGUCCAUAAUCAAAACCUGCAAAAAUGUGAAGCUUUGAUGAAUGAAAAGCAGCAUAUUCGAAACAUUAUUGAUCAGAAUGUACAUCAAUCCCGAAUAGAUUAUCGAGUUCGACUAGAAGCUUCAGUUGAUUGCAUUCGGUUUCUUCUAAGACAAGGCCUUGCCUUUCGUGGUCGUGACGAGUCAGAGAACUCAAGCAAUCAAGGUAACUUUCUUCAGCUUUUGCAAUUUCUCGUUGAUCACAAUGAUGAAGUGAGAGCUGUUGCAUUGAAGAAUGCUCCUGAAAAUCUUAGAUUGACAUCACCUAGGAUUCAAAAGGACAUUGUUAAUGCUGCUGCUGUUGAAACUACAAAUGUUAUUAUGAGAAACAUGAGUGAUGCCUUUUUUUCUAUCCUAGUUGAUGAAUCUAGGGAUGUAUCUGUGAAGGAGCAAAUGGCUGUUACCUUUCGUUAUGUGGAUAAAAAUGGGUGUGUGAUUGAAUCCUUCAUAGGCAUUGAACAUGUAGCGAAUACUACUGCAAUCUCACUUAAGAAAACUAUAGAUGCACUAUUCUCUAAACAUGGAUUAAGCUUCUCUAGGCUACGUGGUCAAGGUUACGAUGGCGCCAGUAAUAUGAGUGGAGAACUUAAUGGUCUGAAGACCCUUAUUUUGAAGGAGAACUCGAGUGCUUUUUAUGUUCAUUGUUUCGCACAUCAUCUUCAAUUAGCUUUGGUCGGUGUAGCCAAGAAACAUGAAAUUGUAGGUGCUUUCUUCGCAUCAGUUGGUAGUGUUGUAAACAUUGUUGGGGCAUCUUCUAAACGUCGAGACAUUCUUCGAGAAAAGCAAGCUCUUAAAGUCAUUGAGGCACUUAAAGUUGGAGAACUUACAAGUGGACACGGACUCAAUCAAGAAACUGAAAUUAAGCGUUCAUGUGAUACGCGUUGGAGCUCACAUUAUGGUACUCUUCUAAACUUUACUGUCAUGUUUUCUUCCAUAAUUGAUGUGUUGGAUGAAAUAGCAUUUGAUAAAGUGAGUUCUGAUCAGAAGCAUGAAGCUUUUAUUUCUUUGAAGUUGCUGCAAUCAUUUGAUUUCAUAUUCAGUCUGCAUUUGAUGAGAAUUAUACUUGGAAUCACUCAUGAGUUAUCACAAGCACUACAAAAACAUGAUCAGGACAUAUUGAAUGCUAUGGAUUUAGUGAAAGUGUGCAAGAGAAAAUUGCAGACUUUUAGGGAGAGUGGAUGGCUUUCUUUGUUUGAGCAGGUUGUUCUAUUUUGUGGAAAAGAGAAUAUUAGUGUUCCAAACAUGGAUGAUCAAUAUGUAUGUCCAGGAAAAUCAAGGCGUAGAGCUCCUGAAAUGACAAAUAUGCAUUACUAUCGCUUUGACUUCUUUUGUGCAGUAAUUGAUUUCCAACUUCAGGAGCUACAUAACCGUUUCAAUGAGGCUACUACUGAACUUCUCCUUUGUUUGGCAGCUCUAAGUCCUAAUUAUUCAUUUUCAGCUUAUAAUAAGCAAAGUUUGAUGCGUCUUGCUGAGCUUUAUCCUCGUGAUUUUUCUGCAUCAGAGUUGUUGUUGCUAGAAUGUCAGUUAGAGACUUAUAUUGAUGAUAUGCAAUCUAACAACAACUCCCAAGAAUUGCAAGGGAUUGCUGAUCUUGCAAAGAAAUUAGUUAAGACAAGAAAGCACAAGACGUAUCCUUAUGUUUAUUUGCUGAUCGAUCACUUUGGCUCUAGUACUUCCUGUUGCAACAGCCUCUGUUGA
Rosa rugosa (rugosa rose) is the source of this 2181-nucleotide messenger RNA. RefSeq lists its product as uncharacterized. The coding region runs from base 1 to 2181 and encodes 726 amino acids. The record is from RefSeq and is a predicted model, not a curated record. Lineage: Eukaryota; Viridiplantae; Streptophyta; Magnoliopsida; Rosales; Rosaceae. The transcript has a single exon.